Alligator sinensis (Chinese alligator) is the source of this 3588-nucleotide messenger RNA. It is a transcript of the gene SLC44A4, whose product is annotated as solute carrier family 44 member 4. Gene Ontology annotation, molecular function: thiamine pyrophosphate transmembrane transporter activity. Gene Ontology annotation, biological process: thiamine pyrophosphate transmembrane transport; choline transport. NCBI's taxonomy places the organism in Eukaryota, Metazoa, Chordata, Crocodylia, Alligatoridae. The record is from RefSeq and is a predicted model, not a curated record. Gene Ontology annotation, cellular component: plasma membrane.
AUGCCUGGGUUCUUUUUUUUUGGGGAGGCAGGACCCCUGGGAAGCUGUGGGGGAAUCCCCAGGGGGCAGUUCAGGACAGGGUGGGGGAGUGGGGUGUCAUUGCCUCCUGGCUCAAGGCUUUCAGGGCCCCUGGGCAGAGAACCCAGGCAUCCGGGUCCAUCUCCUCCCCCUCCCCGUCCCCCAGGGCAGCCGUGCCAGCAUGACCCGUCCUUCCGGGGCCCCAUCCAGAAACGGAGCUGCACCGAUAUCAUCUGCUGUGUCCUCUUCCUUGUCUUCAUCGCUGGCUACAUGGUCGUGGGCAUCCUCGCCUGGCUCUACGGGGACCCCCGGCAGGUGGUCUACCCCCGCAACUCCACCGGUGCCUACUGCGGCAUCGGGGGCAACCGGGACAAGCCCUUUGUGCUGUACUUCGACCUGCUGCAGUGCGUCCCCUCCAUUGGGGCCUUGGCAGCUGCCCUGGAUGGGCUGCAGUGCCUCACACCCCAGGUCUGCGUCUCCUCCUGUCCCGAGACGUUCUGGACAGUGCCGGUCACUGCAUUCACGUCACCAGGGCAGAGACCCAACCAGGUCUGGACUGCAGAGCUCGAGCGACUGUGUCAGCCCGGCCUCAACCUCACGGACACCCACCUGACAGCAGCACAGAUUAUCAGGCGGGACCUGUGCCCUCGAUACACCAUCCCGAGCAAACCCAUCUUGAACCGCUGCUUCCCCUGGUUGAGCUUCAGCCUGGAUGGACUCAGCCCCAACGGUACCCAGGAGGCCCUCGCUGCUGGCGUCCGGCAGAUUAUGACGUCCCUCGACGCCAGGGACAUCAGUGUGAAGAUCUUCGAGGAUUUUGCCCAGAGCUGGUACUGGAUCCUCAUCGGGCUGGUGAUAGCCAUGGCGCUGAGCCUGCUCUUCCUGCUGCUGCUGCGAUUCGUGGCUGGCAUCCUGGUCUGGCUGCUCAUCAUUGGCGUCCUCGGCCUCGGCGCCUAUGGUAUCUACCACUGCUGGCGGGAGUACAGCACCCUGCGCGCAGCCGGUGCCUCCAUCACCUCCGUGGGCUUCAGCACUGACCUCAGUGUCUACGGAAGUGUCAAGGAGACAUGGCUGGCUGCCUUGAUCGUGCUGGGCGUGGUGGAGGGCAUCCUGCUCCUCCUCCUCAUCUUCCUUCGCACCCGCAUCCGCAUCGCCAUCGCCCUGCUGCAGGAGGCCAGCCGAGCCAUUGGCUACAUGAUGUUGUCCAUCCUCUACCCGCUCGUCACCUUCGUUCUCCUCAUUAUCUGUGUGGCCUAUUGGGGCAUGACGGCCCUGUACCUGGCCACAUCAGGGACCCCCCUGUACCGUGUCACCCCCAAUAAUGCCAGUGCCCCUGGCUGCUCUGCUGUCUCCGGCAACCAGUCCUGUGACCCCUUGACAUUCAACGCGUCACAGUGGCUGCCAUGCGUGACCGGCUGCACGUUCCUGGCAUAUGACACCAAGGGGCUGCUCCAGCGCAACCUCUUCAACCUGCAGAUCUACAACGUGCUGGGGCUGCUGUGGGUGGCUAACUUUGCCCUUGCACUGGGCCAGUGCGUCCUGGCUGGUGCCUUCGCCUCCUACUACUGGGCCCGUGACAAGCCCCGCGACAUCCCCCCCUGUGCCAUCAGCGCUGCCUUCCUGCGCACCCUCCGGUACCACGUGGGCUCUCUGGCCUUCGGGGCACUGAUCCUCACCAUUGUCCAGCUCAUCCGCAUCUUCCUUGAGUACCUGGACCAUAAGCUCAAAGGUGCUGAGAACCCCCUGACCCGGUGCCUGCUCUGCUGCCUCAAGUGCUGCUUCUGGUGCCUGGAGAAGUUCAUCGAGGGGGUCCCAGUACCCCCUGCCCCCCAGAUCGCCAUCUACGGGAAGAACUUCUGCGUCUCGGCCAAAAAUGCCUUCAGCCUCCUCAUGCGCAACAUCCUCAGGGUGGUGGUGCUGGACAAGGUGACGGACCUGCUGCUGUUCUUCGGGAAGCUACUGGUGGUGGGGGGCAUCGGGGUCCUGGCCUUCUUCUUCUUCUCGGGCCGUCUGCCUGGCGCUGGCUCCACGCCCCCUGCACUGCACUACUACUGGCUGCCCAUCAUCACGGUGGUGGCUGGCGCCUACCUCAUUUCCCACGGCUUCUUCAGCGUCUACAACAUGUGCGUGGACACCCUCUUCCUCUGCUUCUUGGAGGACCUGGAGCGGAAUGACGGCAGUGUGGAGAAGCCCUACUACAUGUCCAAGCCCCUCAUGAAGAUCCUCCACAAGAAGAACAAGACCAAGGACAAGGACAAGGCCAAGGACAAAGACAAGGAAAAAGUCAAGGCCAAGGACAAGGCGAAGAAGUAGCUGCCAGCUCCUGGCCUGCCCCUACUUCCUGUUGGCCAUCUUGUCUUCACGGCCUUCUCCCAUUCACAGGCUUUGGCCUGGCAGCAACACUUCCUGUUGGCUAUAUUGUUGUCUUGGCCAACUCCUGACAACUCCCUGGCCUGUUGACAGCACUUCCUGGUGCCCAUUUUGGUGCCUUAGCCAACUCCCUGCCCCAUUGGCAGCACUUCCUGGUGGCCAUCUUGCCCUGGCCAACUCCACAGCCAAUUGAAAGCACUUCCUGUCAGCCCCUCGUGCCUUAGCCUGUUGGCAGCCCUUCCUGGUGGCCAUCGUUUUGCCUUGGCCAACUCCCGCCAACCCAUUGGCAACACUUCUUGUCAGCCAUCUUGUUGCCACCACCAACUCCCCUGCCCAUGGGCAGCACUUCUGGGUGGCCAUUUUAUCAUCCCAGCUAGCUCCCCCCGCCCUGCCCAUCAAUGGCACUUCCUGUCAGCCAUCUUACCCUCCCUCCCUCCCGCUUAUUAGCUGGCUCCAAAUGGGUGACUUGGGUCUUUCCAGUUGGCUCUGCACUUUAGUGGCACUUGGUGCUCUUCCCAUCGGCCAUGUUGUCCUGAGUUGCCGUGGGUUCCUGCUGUUUCAUGUCAGCCAUCUUGGAUUUCUGGCCUACUCCGCAAGGGCCGAUUCCUGCCCAUGAGCUGACCUCCAUCUGGCACCUCCCGUCACACCCUACCCUCUCAGCCCUACUUCCUGCAGGACGGGAACCUGCCAGCUCCCAUUGGCUUACAGCGGCCUCCACAUCAUCGUGCCUUGGCCAGUAGCGUAGCGAUGGUGGUGGGGGCAACACUGGGAAACACUGAUCCCCUGGCGCUGGAGACCCACAGUAUGCCACUGGCCCUGGCGCCUCCUAGUUUGACCCCAAUGCCCCCGAUGCUCCGGUUCCUGUCCGCCACGUUGGAUGUUAAGGCCUACCCCAUUGGCUGGCAACAGCUGCCUCCCUCUGGAGGGCCGACCACCUUCAUCUCUGCUGCUCUGUCCCCACCACCCUCCACGCUCCACCGUCAGCCACCCUGCUUUCCCAAAACAUUCCCCUCCUUUCCCCACUUCCUGUCCAUAACUCCCUCACUUCCUGCCCUGUCUCUAUGGCAUCCCCCCAGUGAAGUACUGUACAGAAGGGCUGUUUUUUCCACCCUCUUUUUUUCAGAUUUUUAUGGAAUAUUUUAUAAUCCGAAUGAGUAUCUAAUAAUAAUAAUAUAAUAAUAAUAAUAAUCGUAAUAAUAA